AUGGGCAUGGAUAAUUCUACGACGUUGGCCAUCCAUUGGGUGUUCAGCGUAGUCGCAAUCGCUCUGAUAACGCUGCGGCUUGCGAUCAAAAGCUACACACGCUACAAAUACACGCUCGGUGACUAUUUUGCCGUUGGAGCCCUGUUCUGUGUUCUCGUGCGACUCCCGAUCAUCCAUGUGGUUCUGAUCUGGGGCACGAACAAUAUGCCUGUCGCCUAUCGUCAAUCGCAUCACUUCUCACCCCAGGAAAUUUACCACCGCGAGACUGGAAGCAAACUUAUUCUCCUCGACCGCGUGGUUUACAACAGCUAUCUCUGGCUACAAAAAUUGGUUCUCCUCGACACAUACCGCCGUCUCAUCCAUCAUCUGCCCUGGGAAAAAACCACCCUGUGGGCCUAUGGUGGUGUCUUCGCUGCGACAUAUGUCACUGUACAGACGGUGACAUUUACCGAAUGCCACCCAUUCGACCAUUACUGGAUGGUAGUGCCUGACCCAGGAAGCUGCUGUCAAGCUCAGGUGCAGCUUAUCACCCUGGGGAUCCUGAAUAUUGUGACCGAUGUCAUGUUGAUAGUGUUGCCGAUCCCAGUUUUGAUCUUAGUAAAGAGAUCUCUUUUGCAAAAACUCCAACUCUCCUGUCUUUUCGCUCUCGGCUUCUUCAUCGUCGCCAUUACCAUUAUCCGACUGCCCCAGAACGCCAACAACUCGACCGCCCAAGUAAAUCGUACCACCUGGGCGUCGACGGAACUACUUGCAGCCGCCAUUGUGGCCAACGCACCAGUGAUCUACGGGUUCUGGCGAGGUGCUCGACUGGCUAGUCAAAACAAUACAAGGGAGUCAUCGAGUAAUAGAUUUUUCAACAGCAGACAAGCGAGUCGAAAAGGAGCUCAAGCAGGAGACCUUGAUGUGGAGGAUGAAAAUAAUGAUAAUAAACAUGAUGGUAGAGUGAAUCUCGGAAAUUUACCGCCAGGAAUGAGUUCAUCAACGGCUUUACGAUCCACUGCGGCCACACAGGCGGAUAACCGUAGCCUGGAUCCGAGAGACGAUACAUGA
Messenger RNA from Talaromyces rugulosus, 1050 nucleotides. RefSeq lists its product as uncharacterized. The record is from RefSeq and is a predicted model, not a curated record. The coding region runs from base 1 to 1050 and encodes 349 amino acids. Lineage: Eukaryota; Fungi; Ascomycota; Eurotiomycetes; Eurotiales; Trichocomaceae. The transcript is spliced from 5 exons.